Molecule: messenger RNA, 906 nt
Organism: Kwoniella shivajii
Lineage: Eukaryota; Fungi; Basidiomycota; Tremellomycetes; Tremellales; Cryptococcaceae
Exons: 6
Coding region: 1-906 (301 amino acids)
Molecular function (GO): oxidoreductase activity
Source: RefSeq, a predicted model, not a curated record
AUGGCCGAACAUACCCAUUUAAAAGCCGAAAACUUGUUUUCUUGUAAAGGUCUUACCGCUGUCGUCACCGGUGGUGGUACAGGUAUCGGUUUGAUGCAGACUCUCGCUCUAGUCGAGAACGGUGCAAAAGUAUUCAUCACUUCCAGGAAUGAAGAGAAACUACAAGAUGUAGCUAAGAAGUAUAGUGGAGAUGGUACUUCAAGAGGUCAAAUCAUUCCUGUACAAGGUGAUAUAUCCAACAAACAAGGCAUCGAGAAAUUAGUCAAAGAAAUUACAAGUCAAGCUAAAGACGGUAUCAAUGUUCUGUUCAACAACGCUGGUAUUGCCGGUGAAGGAUCCAGAGAAGGUUAUUCAGACGUAAACGCAGAAGACCCCAAUGCAUACAGCCAACAAUUACUUAAGUCUGAAUUCAAAGAAUGGGAUGAUAUUCUCCACACAAACGUCGCUGGUCAAUAUUUCACUGCAGCAGCGUUCAUCCCUCUUCUCAAUGCCGGAGCGAAAACCAACAAGGGAUACGCUUCUCAAAUCGUCAACGUAUCUUCCAUUUCAGGUCUUAUGAAGAGUGCUUCAGGUGGUCAAUUUGCUUACGCAGCAAGUAAAGCUGCUCUCGUCCAAAUGAGCAAAGUCAUGGCUAGGGAAUUCCUUCCUCUCAAGCUCAGAGUCAACCAGAUUGCUCCCGGUAUCUACCCAUCAGAGAUGACAGCGGGAGAAUCUGAUGAAUCAACUCACAAGUCCAGUCUUGAAGACACUGAAAAGGGCAAAGGACUUCCCGCUGGACGACCAGGUAAAGAAGAAGAUAUGGCUGCUGCUACUUUAUACUUGGCAAGUUAUGCUGGUGUCUUCGUCAAUGGUCAAUUCAUCGCUCCUGACGGCGGUGCUACUGUUGCUACCCCAAGCUCCAUCUAA